Molecule: messenger RNA, 11525 nt
Organism: Loxodonta africana (African savanna elephant)
Lineage: Eukaryota; Metazoa; Chordata; Mammalia; Proboscidea; Elephantidae
Gene: SVEP1
Product: sushi, von Willebrand factor type A, EGF and pentraxin domain containing 1
Exons: 48
Coding region: 449-11158 (3569 amino acids)
Molecular function (GO): calcium ion binding
Source: RefSeq, a predicted model, not a curated record
CUUGUGUCAUGGAAUCUCCGAGUAUUUGGCUUGAUCCCGAGCGGAGAAUGAGAGGGGGAGGAGAGAGAUAGAGGCAGAGAUAGAGAAAGGAGGAGAGGGAAGAGGGAGAGACAGAGAGAGGAGGGAGAAAGGGAUCGAAGGAGGGAAGCUGGGGAUUUUUCUUGACUGCCCCCUUUCCUUCAAACAUUUUAUAGGCUUCGGGGAGAGAGAGGAGGAGGCGGCGUAGAGAGAGAAGAAAAAAAGACAAGAGUGAGAGGGGUAGAGAGCACGCCGUUUUCUCCCCGAGCUGCUGGAGGAGUCUGGAUUGUGUCCCCAGUGUCAGAUGAAAGGGCUCUGAGGCUCGCUGCCGCUGCCCCCGCGCACACCCCUCUGCGAGCCGGGCCGCCGCGCAUCUCUCCACUCCCGGGCCGCCAACUGCGCUCCGGGCGGCCGCACGGUCUCCGGCGCAAUGUGGCCACGCCUGGCCUUUUGUUGCUGGGGUCUGGCGCUCGUUUCAGGCUGGACGACCUUUCAGCAGAUGUCUCCGUCGCGCAAUUUCAGCUUCCGCCUUUUCCCCGAGGCCGCGCCCGGGGGUCCCGGGCGGCUGCCCACGCCGCCCGCGCCGGACGAGGACGCGGCGGAGAGCAAAGUGGAGCGGCUGGGCCAGGCGUUCCGGCGGCGCGUGCGGCGGCUGCGGGAGCUCAGCGAGCGCCUGGAGCUGGUCUUCCUGGUGGACGAGUCGUCCAGCGUGGGCCAAGCCAACUUCCUCAGCGAGCUCAAGUUCGUUCGCAAGCUGCUGUCCGACUUCCCAGUGGUGCCCACUGCCACACGCGUGGCCAUCGUGACCUUCUCGUCCAAGAACAACGUAGUGCCGCGCGUCGAUUAUAUCUCCUCCCGCCGCGCGCACCAGCACAAGUGCGCGCUUCUCAGCCGCGAGAUCCCCGCCAUCACCUACCGCGGCGGCGGCACCUACACCAAAGGCGCUUUCCAGCAAGCCUCGCAAAUUCUUCGUCAUUCUAGAGAAAACUCAACAAAAGUGAUAUUUCUCAUUACUGAUGGAUAUUCCAAUGGAGGAGAUCCUAGACCAAUUGCAGCAUUACUGCGGGAUUUUGGAGUGGAGAUCUUCACUUUUGGCAUAUGGCAAGGAAACAUUCGAGAACUGAAUGACAUGGCUUCCACCCCAAAGGAGGAGCACUGCUUCCUUCUCCACAGUUUUGCAGAAUUUGAGGCUUUAGCUCGCCGGGCACUGCAUGAAGAUCUGCCUUCUGGGAGCUUUAUUCAAGAGGACAUGUCCCAUUGCUCGUAUCUUUGUGAAGCCGGCAAAGACUGCUGUGACCGAAUGGCAAGCUGCAAAUGUGGGACGCACACAGGUCAAUUUGAGUGCAUCUGUGAGAAGGGGUAUUAUGGGAAAGGACUACAACAUGAAUGUACAGCUUGCCCAUCAGGGACAUACAAGCCUGAAGGCUCACCAGGAGGGAUCAGCACUUGCAUUCUGUGUCCUGAUGAAAAUCACACCUCUCCACCUGGAAGCACGACCCCUGAGGACUGUGUCUGCAAGGAGGGCUACCGGGCGUCCGGGCAGACCUGCGAAGUUGUCCACUGCCCUACCCUGAAGCCUCCUGAAAACGGCUACUUUAUCCAGAACACUUGCAACAACCACUUCAAUGCAGCCUGUGGGGUCCGAUGUCUCCCUGGAUUUGACCUCGUGGGAAGCAGCAUCCUCUUGUGUCUACCCAAUGGCAUGUGGUCUGGUUCAGAGAGUUCCUGCAGAGUGCGAACAUGCCCUCGGCUCCACCAGCCCAAACAUGGCCACAUCAGCUGUUCUACAGGGGAAAUGUCCUACAAGACAACAUGUCUGGUGACCUGUGAUGACGGGUACAGACUAGAAGGAAGUGCUAAGCUUACCUGUCAAGGAAACUCGCGGUGGGAUAAUCCGGAACCCCGGUGUGUGGAACAUCACUGCUCCACCUUUCAGAAGCCCAAAGGUGUCAUUGUGUCUCCCACCAACUGUGGCAAGCAGCCAGCCAAACCUGGGACUGUCUGUCAGUUAAGUUGCCGCCAGGGAUUCAUGUUAUCUGGAGCCAGAGAACUGAGGUGCACCACCUCUGGAAAAUGGAGUGCCAAAGUUCAGACAGCCAUCUGUAAGGAUGUGGAGGCUCCUCAAAUCAACUGUCCAAGGGACAUAGAGGCUAAGACUCAGGAACAGCAAGACUCCGCUAAUAUUACCUGGCAGAUCCCAACAGCCAGAGACAACUCUGGUGAAAAGGUGUCAAUCCAUGUCCAUCCAGCUUUUUCCCCACCUUACCUUUUCCCAAUUGGAGAUGUUGCUGUCACGUACACGGCAACUGACCUGUCCAGCAACCAAGCCAGCUGUACUUUCCAUAUCAGGGUUAUUGAUGUAGAGCCACCUGCCAUAGACUGGUGCAGAUCCCCACCUCCAAUCCAAGUCUCCGAAAAAGAGUAUGCUGCAACCUGGGAUGAGCCUCAGUUCUCAGACAAUUCAGGGGCCGUACUGGUCAUCACCAGAAGUCAUUCACCAGGAGACCUUUUCCCUCACGGGGAGACUGUAGUGCAGUAUAUAGCCACUGACCCAUCGGGCAAUAACAGAACAUGUGACAUCCACAUUGUCAUAAAAGGUUCUCCUUGUGAAGUUCCGUUCGCACCAGUAAAUGGGGAUUUUAUAUGUACUCAAGAUAGUGCUGGGGUUAACUGUACGUUAAGUUGCUUGGAGGGCUAUGAUUUCACAGAAGGGUCUACUGAGAAGUAUUACUGUGCUUAUGAAGAUGGUAUCUGGAAACCUCCAUAUUCCACUGAAUGGCCAGACUGUGCUAUAAAACGUUUUGCAAAUCAUGGGUUCAAGUCCUUUGAGAUGCUUUACAAAGCAACUCGCUGUGAUGAUACGGAUCUGCUGAAGAAGUUUUCUGAAGCUUUUGAGACUACCCUGGGGAAAAUGGUCCCAUCAUUUUGUAAUGAUGCCGAAGACAUUGACUGCAGACUGGAGGACCUGACCAAAAAAUAUUGCCUAGAAUAUAAUUAUGACUAUGAAAAUGGCUUUGCAAUUGGGCCAGGCGGUUGGGGUGCAGCUAAUAGGCUGGAUUACUCUUACGAUGACUUUGUGGAUGUCAUGCAAGAAACGCCCACGGGCACCAGCAAAGCCAGACCUUCACGGAUCAAAAGAGGUGCCCCAAUAUCUGACUACAAAAUUAAGUUAAUUUUUAACAUUACAGCUAGUGUGCCAUUACCUGAUGAAAGAAAUGAUACCCUUGAAUUGGAAAACCAGCAGCGACUCAUUAAGACAUUGGAAACUAUCACAAAUCGACUGAAAAGGACCCUGGAUGAGGAGCCCAUGUAUUCUUUUCAACUUGCCUCUGAAAUCCUUGUAGCCGAUAUCAAUUCAUUAGAAACAGAAAAGGCUUUCCUCUUCUGCAGACCAGGCUCGGUGCUGAGAGGGCGUAUGUGUGUGAAUUGCCCCUUGGGAACCUAUUAUUCUCUGGAGCACUCUGUCUGUGAAAGCUGUGGGAUAGGAUCCUAUCAGGAUGAAGAAGGGCAGCUUGAGUGCAAACUCUGUCCGGCUGGGACGUACACCAAAUAUCUCCAUUCGAGAACCAUCUCCGAAUGUAAAGCUCAGUGUCAGCAAGGUACCUACUCAUCAAAUGGACUUGAGACUUGUGAAUCGUGUCCUCUGGGCACUUACCAGCCAGCAUUUGGUUCCCGGAGCUGCCUCUUAUGUCCAGAAAACACUUCGACCGUGAAAAGAGGAGCUGUGGACAUUUCUGCCUGUGGAGUAUCUUGUCCAGUGGGAGAAUUCUCUCGUUCUGGGUUAAUGCCCUGUUAUCCAUGUCCUCGCGACUACUACCAACCCGAUCCAGGGAAGUCCUUCUGCUUAUCUUGUCCGUUUUAUGGAACUACAACCAUCACUGGUGCUAGAUCCAUCACAGAUUGUUCAACUUUUAGUUCAACGUUCUCUGCAGCAGAGGAGAGUAUAGUACCACGUGUCUCUCCUGGACACAUCAAAAAGAAGCAUGAAAUCAGCAGCCAGGUUUUCCACGAAUGCUUCUUAAACCCUUGCCACAAUGGUGGAACCUGCCAACAACUUGGGCUUGGUUAUGUUUGCCUCUGUCCACCUGGAUAUACAGGCUUAAAGUGUGAAAUAGAAAUUGACGAAUGCAGCUCACUGCCGUGCCUCAACAAUGGAGUUUGUAAAGACCAUGUUGGGGAAUUCAUUUGUGAGUGCCCUUCUGGUUACACGGGUCAACUAUGUGAAGAAAAUAUAAAUGAAUGUAGCUCUAGUCCUUGUUUAAAUAAAGGAACCUGCGUUGAUGGUUUGGCCGGCUAUCACUGCGUGUGUAUAAAAGGAUUCAUAGGACUGCACUGUGAAAUAGAAGUCAAUGAAUGUCAGCCAAGUCCGUGCUUAAAUAAUGCAGUCUGUGAAGACCAGGUUGGAGGGUUCUUGUGCAAAUGCCCACCUGGAUUUUUGGGUACCCGAUGUGAAAAAAACGUGGAUGAAUGUCUCAGUCAACCGUGCAAAAAUGGAGCUACCUGUAAAGAUGGUAUCAAUAGCUUCAGGUGCCAUUGUGCCCCAGGCUUCACAGGGCCACACUGUGAAUCGAACAUAAACGAAUGUCAGUCUAACCCAUGUAGAAACCAGGCCACCUGUGUGGAUGAAUUAAACUCAUACAGUUGCAAGUGUCGGCCGGGAUUUUCAGGCAGUAGAUGUGAAACAGAACAGUCUACAGGUUUUAACCUGGAUUUUGAAGUUUCUGGAAUCUAUGGUUAUGUCAUGCUGGAUGGAGUGCUUCCAUCUCUCAGUGCUGUAACCUGUGCGUUCUGGAUGAAAUCUUCUGACAUCACCAACUAUGGAACGCCAAUCUCCUAUGCACUUGAAAAUGGCAGUGACAAUACCUUCCUCCUGACUGAUUAUAAUGGCUGGGUUCUUUAUGUGAAUGGCAAGGAAAGGAUAACAGACUGCCCCUCAGUGAAUGAUGGCAGGUGGCACCAUAUUGCAAUCACUUGGACAAGUGUUGGUGGAGCUUGGAAAGUAUAUAUCGAUGGGAAAUUAUCAGAUGGUGGCUCUGGCCUCUCUGCUGGCUCAGCCAUACCUGGUGGUGGUGCAUUAGUUCUUGGGCAAGAGCAAGACAAAAAAGGAGAGGGAUUCAACCCAGCAGAGUCUUUUGUGGGCACCAUAAGCCAGCUCAACCUCUGGGACUAUGUCCUGUCUCCACAGCAGGUGAAAUCACUGGCUACCUCAUGCCCAGAGGAACUCAAUAAAGGAAAUGUGUUAGCCUGGCCUGAUUUCCUCUUGGGAAUUGUGGGCAAAGUGAAGAUCGAUUCCAAGAGCAUAUUCUGUUCUGAUUGCCCGUCUUUAGAAGGAGCAGUACCUCACCUGCGAACUGCAUCAGCAGAUUUAAAGCCAGGCUCCAAAGUCAGUCUGUUCUGUGAUCCAGGCUUCCAGAUGGUUGGGAACCCUGUGCAGUCCUGUCUGAAUCAAGGACAAUGGACACAACCACUACCCCACUGUGAACGCAUUCGCUGUGGGGUGCCACCCCCUUUGGAGAAUGGUUUUUAUUCAGCUGAGGACUUCUACGCUGGCAGCACAGUGACCUACCAGUGCAGCAAUGGAUACUAUCUGUUGGGUGAUUCAAGGAUGUUCUGUACAGAUAACGGGAGCUGGAAUGGCAUCUCGCCAUCAUGCCUUGAUGUUGAUGAAUGUGCAGUUGGAUCAGAUUGUAGCGAGCACGCAUCCUGCCUGAAUACAGAUGGGUCCUACGUAUGCUCCUGUAUCCCACCAUAUACAGGAGAUGGUAAAACUUGUGCAGAACCUGUAAAAUGUAAGGCUCCAGGAAAUCCAGAAAAUGGCCACUCUUUUGGUGAGAUUUAUACUGUGGGUGCCGAAGUCACAUUUUCUUGCGAGGAAGGCCACCAGCUGAUGGGGGUAACCAGAAUCUUGUGUCUGGAAUCUGGAGAAUGGAAUCAUCCGAUGCCAUACUGUGAAGCUAUUUCUUGUGGUGAACCAGCUAUUCCAGAAAAUGGUGGCGUCAAUGGGUUAUCAUUUACCUAUGGCAGUAAAGUGACAUACAGGUGUGAUAAAGGAUAUACUCUGACUGGUGAUAAAGAAGCAUCCUGUCUUGCUAGCGGUUCUUGGAGUCAUUCACCUCCUGUGUGUGAAUUGGUGAAGUGUUCUAAUCCCGAAAAUAUAAAUAACGGAAAAUAUAUUUUGAGUGGGCUUACCUACCUUUCUACUGCAACAUAUUCAUGUGAGAAAGGAUACAGCUUGCAGGGCCCUUCAGUCAUUGAAUGCACGGCAUCAGGCAGCUGGGACCCAACGCCACCUGCCUGUCACCUUGUCUUCUGUGGAGAGCCGCCUGCCAUCAAAGAUGCUGUCACCACUGGGAGUAACUUUACUUUUGGGAACACUGUCACUUAUACUUGCAAGGAAGGCUAUACCCUUGCUGGUCCCGACACCAUCGAAUGCCUCGCCACUGGCAAAUGGAGUGGAAGUAACCAGCAGUGCCUAGCUGUCUCCUGUGAUGAGCCCCCCAACGUGGAGCACGCCUCUCCAGAGACUGCCCACCGGCUAUUUGGAGACAUUGCAUUCUAUUACUGUUCGGAUGGUUACAGCCUGGCAGACAACCCUCAGCUCCUCUGCAAUGCCCAGGGCAACUGGGUGCCCCCUGAGGGUCAGGCCAUGCCUCGCUGUAUAGCUCAUUUCUGUGAAAAACCCCCAUCUGUUUCCUAUAGCAUCUUGGAAUCUGUGAGCAAAGCAAAAUUUACAGCUGGCUCAGUUGUGAGCUUCAAGUGCAUGGAAGGUUUCGUGCUGAACACCUCAGCAAAGAUUGAAUGUAUGAGAGGUGGGCAGUGGAACCCCUCCCCCAUGUCCAUCCAGUGCAUCCCUGUGAGGUGUGGAGAGCCACCCAGCAUCAUGAAUGGCUAUGCAAGUGGGUCAAACUACAGUUUUGGGGCCAUGGUGGCUUAUAGCUGCAACAAGGGGUUCUACAUCAAAGGGGAGAAGAAGAGCACCUGCGAAGCCACAGGACAAUGGAGUAGCCCCAUACCCACAUGCCACCCUGUAUCUUGCAAUGAACCACCUAAGAUCGAGAAUGGCUUUCUGGAGCACACAACUGGCAGGAUCUUCGAGAGUGAAGUGAGGUUUCAGUGUAACCCAGGAUACAAAUCAGUUGGCAAUCCUGUAUUUGUCUGUCAAGCUAACCGCCAUUGGCACAGUGAAUCCCCUCUGUCAUGCGUCCCUCUCAACUGUGGAAAACCUCCCCCAAUUCAGAACGGCUACAUGAAAGGAGAAAACUUUGAAGUAGGAUCCAAGGUUCAGUUUUUCUGUAAUGAAGGUUAUGAGCUUAUUGGUGAUAGUUCUUGGACAUGCCAGAAAUCUGGCAAGUGGAAUAAGAAGCCAAAUCAAAAGUGUGUGCCUGCCAAAUGCCCAGAGCCACCCCUCUUGGAAAACCAGCUAGUAUUGAAGGAGUUGACCACAGAGGUAGGAGUAGUGACAUUUUCCUGUAAAGAAGGCCAUGCCCUUCAAGGCCCCUCUGUCCUGAAAUGCUUGCCAUCCCAGCAAUGGAAUGAUUCCUUUCCUGUUUGUAAGCUGGUCUUUUGCCUCCCGCCUCCACUGAUUUCCUUUGGUGUCCCUGCCCCUUCUUCUGCUCUUCAUUUUGGAAGUACUGUCAAGUAUUCUUGUGUGGAUGGUUUUUUCCUAAGAGGAGACCCUACCACCUUCUGCCAAGCUGAUGGCACCUGGAGCUCACCACUGCCAGAAUGUGUUCCGGUAGAAUGCCCUCAGCCUGAGGAAAUCGUCAAUGGCAUCAUCGAUGUGCAAGGUCUUGCCUAUCUCAGCACAGCUCUCUACACCUGUAAGCCAGGCUUCGAAUUGGUGGGAAACACUACCACCCUUUGUGGAGAAAAUGGUCACUGGCUUGGUGGAAGACCAACAUGUAAACCCAUUGAGUGUCCAAAGCCCAAGGAGAUUUUAAAUGGCAAGUUCUCUUACACAGAUCUCUACUAUGGGCAGACCAUUACUUAUUCCUGUGACCGAGGCUUCAGGCUCAAAGGUCCCAAAGCCUUGACCUGUUUAGAGACGGGUGAUUGGGAUAUGGAUGUCCCGUCUUGCAAUGCCAUACACUGUAAUCCUCCACAGCCCAUUGAAAAUGGUUUUGUAGAAGGUGCAGAUUACAGCUAUGGUGCCAUGAUCAUCUACAGUUGCUUUCCUGGGUUCCAGGUGGCUGGUCAUGCCAUGCAGACCUGUGAAGAGUCAGGAUGGUCAAGCUCCAUCCCAACAUGUGUACCCAUAGACUGUGGCCUCCCUCCUCACAUAGAUUUUGGAGACUGUAUUAAGGUCAAAGAUGGCCAGGGGUAUUUUGACCAAGAAGACGACAUAAUGCAAGUUCCAUAUCUGACACCUCACCCUCCUCAUCAUUUGAGAGCAAUGGCUAAAAUCUGGGAAAAUUCAAAGGAGUCUUCUACUACACAUUUGUCAAACUUUCUGUAUGGCACCAUAGUUUUAUAUACCUGUAAUCCAGGAUAUGAACUUUUGGGGACCCCUAUGCUGAUCUGCCAGGAAGAUGGAACUUGGAAUGGCAGUGCACCUUCCUGCAUUUCCAUUGAAUGUGACUUGCCUUUUGCACCUGAAAAUGGCUUUUUGCAUUUUACAGAGACUACCAUGGGUAGUGCAGUGCAGUAUAGCUGCAAACCUGGGCACCUUCUAGUGGGCUCCAACAUAAGACUCUGUCUACAGAAUAAAGAGUGGAGUGGUGCUUCCCCACACUGUGAAGCCAUUUCCUGCAAAAAACCAAACCCAAUCAUGAAUGGUUCUAUCAAAGGAAGCAACUACACAUACUUGAGCGUGUUGUACUAUGAAUGUAACCCUGGAUAUGUGCUAAAUGGCACCGAGAGGAGAACAUGCCAAGAAAAUAAAAAUUGGGAUGGCACUGAGCCAAUUUGCAUUCCUGUGGACUGUGGUUCACCCCCAAUCUCAGCCAAUGGCCAAGUGGUAGGAGACGUGUACACAUUCCAGAAAGAGGUUGAGUACACUUGCAAUGAAGGGUUCUUGCUUGAGGGAGCCAGGAGUCGUAUUUGUCUUGCCAGUGGAAGUUGGAGUGAAACCACUCCCAUCUGUGUGCCUAUCAAAUGUGCCACCCCACCACAGGUGGCAAAUGGAAUGAUGGAUGGCCUGGACUAUGACUUUGGGAAGGAGGUUGUGUUCCACUGUCAGGAGGGCUACGUGUUGCAUGGUGCUUCAAAACUCACCUGUCAAGCAGACGGUAACUGGGAUGCAGAGGUUCCUCUUUGUAAACCAGUCAACUGUGUAUCGCCUGAGGAUCUUUCCCAUGGCUUCCCUAAUGGUUUUUCUUUUUAUCAUGGGGGUCAUAUACAGUAUCAGUGCUUUCCUGGUUAUAAGCUCCAUGGGAGUCCUUCAAGAAGGUGUCUCUCCAAUGGUUCUUGGAGUGGCAGCACACCUUCCUGCCUGCCUUGCAAGUGUUCUAUACCAAUAAUUCAAAAUGGAGCUGUCAAUGGGUCAGAUUUUGGUUGUGGAAAGGCAGCCUGGAUUCAGUGCUUCAAAGGCUUCAAGCUCCUGGGACUUUCUGAAAUCACUUGUAUAGCCAAUGGCCAAUGGAGCACUGCCUUCCCACAUUGUGAACACAUUCCCUGUGGUUCUCCCCCAACAAUACCAAAUGCACUCAUCAGUGAAAGUGGCUCCUUGGAGAAAAAUGUGAUAACUUACAGCUGCACACCUGGGUAUGUUAUGCAAGGCAGUUCAAAUCUGAUCUGUACAGAGAAAGGGGCAUGGAGCCAGCCUUAUCCAGUCUGUGAGCCCCUGUCUUGUGGACCCCCACCCUCUGUCGCCAAUGCAGUGGCAACUGGAGAGACAUACACAUAUGAAAGUAAAGUGAAACUCAGAUGUCUAGAAGGUUAUGUGAUGGAUACAGAUAUCGAUACAUUCACCUGUCAGAAGGAUGGUCACUGGUUCCCUGAAAGAAUUUCCUGCAGUCUAAAAACAUGUGCUCUUCCAGCAAACAUAACACAUGUACUCAUUCACGGGGAUGAUUUCGGUGUGAAUAAGCAAAUUUCUGUGUCAUGUACUGAAGGGUAUACUUACAAGGGAGUUAAUAUAUCAACGUGUCAGCUUGAUGGCACCUGGGAGCCAGCGUUUUCUGAUGAAUCCUGCAGUCCAGUUUCUUGCGGGAAACCUGAAAGUCCAGAACAUGGACUUGUGGUUGGCAGUAAAUAUAGCUUUGAAAGCACAAUUAUUUAUCAGUGUGAAGCUGGCUAUGAGUUAGAGGGGAACAGGGAACGUGUCUGUCAGGAGAACAGACAGUGGAGUGGAGGGGUAGCAACGUGCAAAAAGACUGGUUGUGACGCCCCACUUGAGUUCCUGAAUGGAAAGGCUGAAGUUGAAAACACUACAGGUGGACUCAGUGUGGCAUAUUCCUGCAACAGAGGCUACAGCCUAGAAGGGACACCUGAGGCGCACUGCACUGAAAAUGGAACCUGGAGUCACCCAGUUCCUCUCUGCAAACCAAAUCCAUGCCCUGUCCCUUUUGUGAUCCCGGAGAAUGCUCUACUAUCCGAAAAGGAAUUUUAUGUUGAUCAGAACGUGUCUAUCAAGUGUAGGGAAGGCUUCCAGCUCCAAGGCCAAGGCACCAUUACCUGCAACCCCGAUGAGACGUGGACACAGACGCAUGCCAAAUGUGAGAAAAUCUCUUGUGGUCCACCAGCUCAAGUAGAAAAUGCAAUUGCUCGAGGAGUACAUUAUCAGUAUGGAGACAUGAUCACCUACUCAUGUUACAGUGGAUACAUGUUGGAAGGUUCCCUAAGGAGCGUUUGCCUUGAAAACGGAACCUGGACAUCACCUCCUAUUUGCAGGGCUGUCUGUCGAUUCCCAUGUCAGAAUGGAGGUAUCUGCCAACGCCCAAAUGCUUGUUCCUGUCCAGAUGGCUGGAUGGGACGCCUCUGUGAAGAGCCAAUAUGCAUUCUUCCCUGUCUGAACGGCGGUCGCUGUGUGGCCCCUUAUCAGUGCAAUUGCCCCCCUGGCUGGACUGGGUCCCGCUGUCAUACAGCCGUUUGCCAGUCUCCCUGCUUAAAUGGUGGAAAAUGCGUAAGACCAAACCGAUGUCAUUGCCUCUCGACUUGGACAGGACAUGACUGUUCCAGGAAAAGGAGGACUGGGUUUUAACCAUUGCACAACCAACUGGCUCUCCCCAAAGCAGGAUCAUCUCUUCCUGGUAGUGCCUGGGCACCCUGGAACUCACAGAAGGAAAGUCUGACAUGGUGCUGGGUCUUGUUUUAUUUAGUAAACUUGUUAUUUUUGGUUUACUUUUUAAUUUUGUGAUAUAUUUUGUUAUUCUUUGUGACAUAUUUUUACAUGUUUCCAUUUUUAAAUAUGCCUGUAUUUUCUAUAUUAAAAAAUAUAUGAAAUAGAUGCUGCUCCACCUUCACAAAAUGUACAUACUCUGCCGUCUGUUGGGAAAGUUCCUGGCACACAUUUUUAUUCAGUUACUUAAAAUGAUUUUCCAAUUAAAAUAUAUUUUGCUAUUAAAUAA